Molecule: messenger RNA, 2391 nt
Organism: Closterium sp. Naga37s-1
Lineage: Eukaryota; Viridiplantae; Streptophyta; Zygnematophyceae; Desmidiales; Closteriaceae
Source: the annotation of a GenBank genome assembly
AUGGAUGCAUUCGUCAUGCUACCAUGCAUUCGUCAUGAUACCAUGCAUUCGUCAUGCUACCAUGCAUUCGUCAUGCUACCAUGCAUUCCUCAUGCUACCAUGCAUUCCUCAUGCUACCAUGCAUUCCUCAUGCUACCAUGCAUUCCUCAUGCUACCAUGCAUUCCUCAUGCUACCAUGCAUUCCUCAUGCUACCAUGCAUUCCUCAUGCUACCAUGCAUUCCUCAUGCUACCAUGCAUUCCUCAUGCUACCAUGCACUCGUGGUGCUACCAUGCACUCGUGGUGCUACCAUGCACUCGUGGUGCUACCAUGCACUCGUGGUGCUACCAUGCACUCGUGGUGCUACCAUGCACUCGUGGUGCUACCAUGCACUCGUGGUGCUACCAUGCACUCGUGGUGCUACCAUGCACUCGUGGUGCUACCAUGCACUCGUGGUGCUACCAUGCACUCGUGGUGCUACCAUGCACUCGUGGUGCUACCAUGCACUCGUGGUGCUACCAUGCACUCGUGGUGCUACCAUGCACUCGUGGUGCUACCAUGCACUCGUGGUGCUACCAUGCACUCGUGGUGCUACCAUGCACUCGUGGUGCUACCAUGCACUCGUGGUGCUACCAUGCACUCGUGGUGCUACCAUGCACUCGUGGUGCUACCAUGCACUCGUGGUGCUACCAUGCACUCGUGGUGCUACCAUGCACUCGUGGUGCUACCAUGCACUCGUGGUGCUACCAUGCACUCGUGGUGCUACCAUGCACUCGUGGUGCUACCAUGCACUCGUGGUGCUACCAUGCACUCGUGGUGCUACCAUGCACUCGUGGUGCUACCAUGCACUCGUGGUGCUACCAUGCACUCGUGGUGCUACCAUGCACUCGUGGUGCUACCAUGCACUCGUGGUGCUACCAUGCACUCGUGGUGCUACCAUGCACUCGUGGUGCUACCAUGCACUCGUGGUGCUACCAUGCACUCGUGGUGCUACCAUGCACUCGUGGUGCUACCAUGCACUCGUGGUGCUACCAUGCACUCGUGGUGCUACCAUGCACUCGUGGUGCUACCAUGCACUCGUGGUGCUACCAUGCACUCGUGGUGCUACCAUGCACUCGUGGUGCUACCAUGCACUCGUGGUGCUACCAUGCACUCGUGGUGCUACCAUGCACUCGUGGUGCUACCAUGCACUCGUGGUGCUACCAUGCACUCGUGGUGCUACCAUGCACUCGUGGUGCUACCAUGCACUCGUGGUGCUACCAUGCACUCGUGGCCAACCAAUCCCUUACCGCCAUCCUCCUGCCACCCACCCUGCCUGUCUACCAUCCUCUCUUCCGUUCUCUCACCUCACCCACCCCAAUCAUCUUGCCACGAGAAGGUUGUGGGGCAAGGAGCUGUUGCGAUGGAGUGGGCAGGUGUGGCAUCUGCCUGCCUGCAUUCCUCCCUUCUGUGCUCUCAUCUCACUCCACACAUCUCACUCACCCCACACAUCUCACUCGCCCCACACAUCUCACUCAUCCCACACAUCUCACUCACCCCACACAUCUCACUCGCCCCACACAUCUCACUCACCCCACACAUCUCACUCGCCCCACACAUCUCACUCACCCCACACAUCUCACUCGCCCCACACAUCGCACUCACCCCACACAUCUCACUCACCCCACACAUCUCACUCACCCCACACAUCUCACUCGCCCCACACAUCUCACUCACCCCACACAUCUCACUCACCCCACACAUCUCACUCACCCCACACAUCUCACUCACCCCACACAUCUCAUUCACCCCACACAUCUCACUCAUCCCACACAUCUCACUCACCCCACACAUCUCACUCAUCCCACACAUCUCACUCACCCCACACAUCUCAUCUCACUCACCCCACACAUCUCACUCAACCCACCCAUCUCACUCACCCCACACAUCUCACCACAGCCUGCUCGUGGGGCAGGGGGCAGAUGCGGUGGAUGCAACGAUGCAGUGUUCUAUUUGCCUGGUGCAGCAUCUGCUUUCCUACACUCUUCCGCUUCUGUGUUCUCACCUUACCCCACCCAUGCAUCCCACCCCACCCAUGCAUCCCACCCCACCCAUGCAUCCCACCCCACCCAUGCAUCCCACCCCACCCAUGCAUCCCACCCCACCCAUCUCACCACGAAUGAGCAGGCGGUGGGGCAGGGGGCUGAUGCGGUGGUGGCUGUGGGGGGCGAUGGCGGUGGAGCAGGGGGCUGAUGCGGUGGUGGCUGCGGUGGAGCAGGGGGCUGAUGCGGUGGUGGCUGCGGUGGAGCAGGGGGCUGAUGCGGUGGUGGCUGCGGUGGAGCAGGGGGCUGAUGCGGUGGUGGCUGCGGUGGAGCAGGGGGCUGAUGCGGUGGUGGCUGUGGGGGGCGAUGGCACACUUCACGAGGUGAUGUGA